Molecule: messenger RNA, 2660 nt
Organism: Branchiostoma belcheri (Belcher's lancelet)
Lineage: Eukaryota; Metazoa; Chordata; Leptocardii; Amphioxiformes; Branchiostomatidae
Exons: 3
Coding region: 54-2660 (868 amino acids)
Source: RefSeq, a predicted model, not a curated record
AGGAUUGUGCGCCAUGGCGACAGGAGUUGGAAACGUAUUACACGGGCGAUGUGAUGCGGAUUGGCUGGUCCAACUGUACUCCCAGCAAGUGGAGCAAGGAACCAUGGGAAGUGGCAAAAGUGUUCAUGCCCAAGGAUCCGACAGCAGACAAUACAGGUCCUGAGAAGUCAGAUCCUGCAGCACUGUUGAACUUCCUUAUACACUGCACAUAUUGUAAGAAAUAUGUCAGGGUUAAGUCUUCACAAAAGGUUAUAGAAGUCCGCAAUCAAACUAUGCAUUCCAAGGAUCUGACAUUCGACCCUCAGACAUUCAACAACCACAUGGACAAACUACUGAGGCUGAUGGGUGAUCGAAACUUGACCUCUGACCCAGCUGCACAGAAGGCAGCAGAUGAGAUUUUAAAGAUCAAGAAAUCAGAAUUUCACAUAGGUGCCAACAAAGCUUGCCUGGAUGCCGAGAUUCGUGUGUUCAGAGAGUUCAUGGCAGAACAGGAGAAGUUUCUUCAGCUUCACAAGGAAGAGUUGGAGGAUCAUGGUACUCGACUGGACUCCCUUGAGGGAAGCAUACCACCUGUGGAAGAGAUUCUGAAGACAUUGGGCCCCAUAUUGGACAUUGUAAACAACAACCCUGAUCUGCAACACUUCCUGAAAGACCAGGCUAUGGAGCUGUUCACCAUCUCACAACAGCUCCAGGACAGACUGGGUAAUGUGGAAGGUGCGGUAAGUCAGCUGGAAGAGACGGUUGCUGAACAUGGGGUACAGAUUGACGUAAACACACGACUUCAUGAGGAAAUCAGCGACAAAAUCAGUGACGUACAACAGAAGCUAGGUCAACUGAAGCCACCAUCCAGUAGCACCAGCUUCUCAUCAGAUGAGCAGACCAGUGCAUUUACAAGUGCCCUCACCACCAACUACAGCAACACUUUAAAGACUCUGAAGCCUUUGCCUUGGGAUGAUAGGUUUUGUCUUGACCUAGAUAAGAUUUUCACUCGUCUUUUACUGAUUAGUACUAAGGGCCUUGAAGAUAGGGCAGUGUUUUAUAAAUCACUUGAUGAUGUUUUUGACCACCAGCCUGAAAGUCCAGGUCUGUCCAAGAGAUUCAAUGUUUUGGUGGUUGGAGAUGCAGGGAGUGGGAAGUCAACUCUCUUUUCUAAGACUGCCCUUGAUUGGUCAUGUAAGAAAGGGAGACUUGCAGAUAGGAAGAAGAUAGUCUUGUUGAUUCGGUUAAGAGAGGUUGAGCCAGGAGAAUCCAUUGCAGAAAUAGUGUGGGACCAGUGUGUUACAAAGUCAGCCAAGGGAAUCAGCAUUUCCAGUAUAGAGACAUGCCUCCAAGACUAUGAGUCUGACCUUGUAUUUCUCUUAGAUGGGUAUGAUGAGCUGGUUCCAGAUGCCAAGGGGCCAAAACAGGCUGUUCCUGAACUUCUUGCAAAGAAAUGGUACCCUAAUUGCAUGGUCAUAGUCACUUCUAGACCUUCUUCAGGUAUCGAACGCUACAUGGCAGUUGACUGUCGAGUUAAGGUUUUGGGCUUUUCUUCACCUCUUGUUGAUAAGUAUGUCCCUUUGUAUUUCAAAUCUGUCGGGAAGCCAGAUUUAGUGGAUUCACUUGUCAAAGUUCUAGAUUCGAAAGCCAAUAUUGUAGCCAGAGGUCUGAUCCAGACCCCCAUGUUCCUCAUGCUUAUUUGUGUACUAUGGGAAGAGAAUCCAACCAUAGUUCAAUUCCCAGUGACGAUGUCAGGCUUGUAUCAGGAGUUACUGACAUGUGUAAUCAGGAAGUACUGUGUGCGAGAAGGUCUGCCUAUACCUAGUAAUAAGAAAGAGAUUCCUUCAGAGGUAUCAGCUGGACUCUGUCAUCUUGGUAAACUAGCCUUAGAGUCAUUGUUGAGAGGUGAAAGCCAUGUUGUUCUUGAGAAAACUGCUGCCUCUCAGAAUACUGAUGUUUUGCUUAAACUUGGCCUUGUUUCCAAAGAGGUCUCUGCAUCCAGACUACAUCCUAGAGAACAGUUGAACUUCCCCCACAAGAGCAUGCAGGAGUUUCUUGCAGCUAGAUAUUUUGCUGACAGAGUCAAUACUUCCUCAGAUGAUCUGCAUUCAUUAGUUUCACUGGACACAUUGUCAGCAGUUCUGCGUCGUAGGAACCUGGUGCAGUUUAUUUGUGGCUGUGGGGGUAAAGUCACCAGCAAAUUGCUUGAACAUCUUAACAACCUAUAUGUAACUGAAGGUGCAUCAUUGUUAGUAAACAUACGGAAAUGGGAUGAUGAGGAACAGGAUUAUGUUGAAUAUUUCGGCAAGGGCAAGUGCUUACAAAGUCUAUGCAUGAUGAGCUUGUAUGAGGGUCAUGAUGCCCAACAUUUGCCAAUACUGAGCAAUGUGUUUUCAUCUCUAGACUUGUAUAUCAAUGAAUUACCGAGGGUCUUACGUCGCCAUCAGGAGCACGGGUGCAAGCUUAAACCAAAGAAGUGCAUCAUGUUCAGGCGGCAAGUGAGAUACGUGGGGAAAUUAGUAACUGCUGAGGGCUACACCAUGGACCCCGAGGACAUGGCAGCUGUCAAUGCGCUGAAGGAGAAAACACCUACCACAGUAGGGGAUGUGCGGAAGCUGCUGGGAUUCCUUGGUGGACAGAAGACCACCAGAGAAUACUCUGCCAACUCACGGAACAGCUGA